This is a messenger RNA of Dentiscutata erythropus, 216 nucleotides long. Lineage: Eukaryota; Fungi; Glomeromycota; Glomeromycetes; Diversisporales; Gigasporaceae. The record is from the annotation of a GenBank genome assembly.
AUGUUUAAUCAACAAACUACGCACUUAGCGAUAAAUUAUUCGAAAAUACCGGACUUUUCUGUAAAUUCGAACAAUAAAGAUAAAUCGAAUGAUGAUAUAUGUCCAAAAGAUGGUAGGACUAGCGAUUUAAGUAAAAGCGAUGAUGACAUGCCUAAAACCUCAAGUACGAUACAACCAUUUAUUAAUUUAAAUAAUGGAGGUAUUUCAACCACGUGA